Molecule: messenger RNA, 603 nt
Organism: Microthlaspi erraticum
Lineage: Eukaryota; Viridiplantae; Streptophyta; Magnoliopsida; Brassicales; Brassicaceae
Source: the annotation of a GenBank genome assembly
AUGAAAACAAGCGCAGUAAUCACACUCCUGCUCGUUGCACUAACCGCAUCAAGUGUUGGUGGUGAGAAUGAAGCAGUGAUUGAUACCAAUGCGAAUCCAGUUAUGGCCAACACUCCAUACCGAGUCAGUACGUUUAUCGCUGCAUUUCCAGAAUAUCUCUCCCGUCAGACAUUCCAUGCUAAUGUCUCGUCAUGCAGAGAACGCGCGGUAUCCACCUUUAAGAAUAUCUUUCCAGGCCGUGGAGAACCAGUUGUGUUUGUAUUACCACCCUCAUCGUCUGGUGACAACGUCGUACGAAUAUCAACGGAGCUCAACAUUAAGUUCACGUAUCCCAGCCGCUGCAAUGAGUCCGGGAUUUGGAGGGUUUCAAGACUCGAAGAUAAGACGUCAUUUGAGACGGUGCUUCAGGACGGAGCAGAGUCAAGAAACGACAGCACGUUCACCGUCAGGAAAACAGUCCGCGGUACGUACAAGUUUUUCUUUGGCAGUAGCGUUGAUCUUGACGAUAACUCAACGGAGAUCAUUGGAGAUCAUAUUUAUGCCAUGAGGCCGGGCAGUGGCGAACCUAGUAAGGACGAUACGGUGUCAAGUGACACCGUAUAA